This is a messenger RNA of Lymnaea stagnalis (great pond snail), 723 nucleotides long. The record is from the annotation of a GenBank genome assembly. NCBI's taxonomy places the organism in Eukaryota, Metazoa, Mollusca, Gastropoda, Lymnaeidae.
UCCUUUGAUUCUCAGCGCACCAAAACCAUAUUUGUUGACAAGGACAUGGCAGAAAUCUGUGCCAUCAAAUCAUCACUUCCGUUUGUUAAUAUUCGACUUUGUGCUUUCCACACGACGACUGCCGUUAAGAAGGCUUUACAACAGAAAAAGCUGUCCUCUUCUCAAAUAUCUUGUCUCAUUGAUCUGUUCAUAGAACAGAGAUCCUGCAUGGACAUGUCAAAAUACAAUGCCCUCAAAGACAAGAUUUCUGAAAUCUCACCUCCUGAUGUUUUAUCCUACUUUGUUUGUAACUGGUGGAACUGUCCCCAACUCUGGGCUGCUUCUUUCCUGGAGUCUCCAACAUUUCACAUAACAACGACAAAUCAUGCCGAAACAUUCCAUCAGAAAAUUAAGAGAGUUCUGUCCACGAAAACUCCACUGAGCAUCUCCAUCACCGAACUCCUCAGUGUUACAAAAUACACAAUGCAAUCCAGAGAUGCAUCUGCUUCCAUACAGGCAAUGUCAUUGAAGUACAAUACAAGGCAUAAUUCUGACACUAUUAAUACCAUACAGAAUGACCUCACUCCUUUUGCAGCCAAACUUGUUUCAGAACAGUUUAUUCUCUCUCAACAUACUCAUUAUGUCGCUCAGUGUUCUUUAAAUUUGCCUGAAACAUACAUUCUGUCCUCUUCAACUUCUGGCUCAUCUCAAUACAACUGUACCAUUAACUCCUGUUCUUGCGAC